This is a messenger RNA of Erpetoichthys calabaricus (reedfish), 3961 nucleotides long. It is a transcript of the gene fstl1b, whose product is annotated as follistatin-like 1b. NCBI's taxonomy places the organism in Eukaryota, Metazoa, Chordata, Cladistia, Polypteriformes, Polypteridae. The transcript is spliced from 11 exons. Gene Ontology annotation, molecular function: calcium ion binding; protein binding. Bases 150 to 1100 code for a protein of 316 amino acids. Gene Ontology annotation, biological process: regulation of BMP signaling pathway; cell differentiation; multicellular organism development. The record is from RefSeq and is a predicted model, not a curated record.
UCCCCCCAGCGCUCUGGUGGGUUUCGUCUGCGCCAGGCGGCCACGUCACGCUGGGGGGAGCGUGCUCUUAAAUUCCUGAGCGGCGCUCCAGUUUCCUCAAGUCUGUAGUCGCGGAGUCUCCAUCUCUGGUCUCAAGUGAAGCCGAAGAAAUGAUGUUGAAAAGUAUCUCGGCGCUCUUGCUCUUGGCCGGCGCCUGCGUUCUCGCUGAGCAAGAAGUGAAGAGCAAAUCCAAGAUUUGUGCCAAUGUUUUCUGUGGUGCUGGAAGAGAGUGCACUGUAACAGAGAAAGGGGAGCCCACCUGCCUUUGUAUUGAGCAAUGCAAAAUUCACAAGAGACCAGUCUGUGGCAGCAAUGGGAAGACCUACCGCAACCACUGUGAACUCCAUCGUGAUGCUUGCUUAACUGGCUUGAAGAUCCAGGUCCUCCAUGAUGGACAAUGUGAAGAGAAAAAGUCUGAAAAGGCAGCAGCAAGUCCAAUUGUGUGCUACCUGGCUGAUCGCAAUGAGUUGCGGGCCCGUGUGAUUGAGUGGCUCAAUGCCGAGGUCAUCCCAGAUGGCUGGUUCUCUAAGGGUUCGAACUACAGUGAAAUCUUGCAGAAAUACUUCAAGAAAUAUGACAAUGGAGACUCCCAGUUGGAUUCAAAUGAAUUUCUUAACUUUGUUCAGCACAACCAAACAGCUGUUAACAUUACCUCCUACAUGGAUGAGGAAAACAAUCGACUUCUCAGGAGCCUCUGUGUUGAUGCACUGAUUGAACUCUCUGAUGAAAAUGCUGACUGGAAACUGAGCUUCAAUGAGUUUCUCAAUUGUCUGAAGCCAGGAUUCAACCCCCCAGAGAAAAAGUGUGCACUUGAGGAUGAAACCUAUGAAGAUGGAGCAGAAACCCAGGUGGAGUGCAAUCGUUGUGUCUGUGCUUGUGGAAACUGGGUGUGCACUGCCAUGACUUGUGAUGCAAAGGACAAGAAAGAAGUAUUUGACGAUGAUGCUGAUCUACAUGCACAGGAAAUGACUGAGGAGGAAUGGAACAGACGUGUGGAGGAGCUGAACAAACACCAGGAAACCAUUGAAAAAUCAAAGAAAGUGAACAAUAAGGAAAUCUAGGAAGAUGGAAAACAUCACAGAUUGACCAGCAGCCAUCCACUCUGCUUCAGAAGGAGAGUAGACAAGAAUCUUGGAUCUUGCUGCUCUUUGAACAAAGUUAUAUUUCUGUCCGAUUUUACUUCUUUUUGUUUUAUAAUUAUUCAUAAAUUUAAAUGUAAACCGCAUUCUUUAUACAAAGUUCAAUUGCAUUUUCAGUGUGCAGCCCACUGUGUAAACUGAGCUGUCAAAGGCACAUUGUAAAGCUGUGUUAGGGAAGACAGAUGGUGAGAAGAUACCAUCAUUGUGAGCCGUCUUCAGAAUUUUUAAGCGCUGAGGAAGAUUGUAAUCGGACUAUUAAAGUCAAACUGUAAUCCAUUUUUUAUGUUACCGUAUUUGUUUCUAAGUAUAUAUGGUGUGUUUUACAAUAGGAUAUGGAGUUAAUUAUAUGUCAAACAGAAAAAAAAUGAAAAAGCUGUAUAAAGAAGAGCUCACCUUGUACUUGAACUUGAGUACUUGUGCUCAGCUGAUUUGCAAUUGUACUGUCCAUUUAUUGUGUUUAACGAUACUUGAUGCAUUUGCUUUUAUACACAUUGUUUAAUAUCAAGUAAGAUUUUCAGGUGACAAAGGAAGCAGCAGUCUGCCCCAGAAGCACUGGUCAUUGAAAUUUUUAUUUUUUUGUGCACCAAUCUCACAUACUUCAAAAGAAAUGCUGGGUCCCAGAUCUGCUAUCGAGCAGCUCAUUCUUCUAGCUGAUAAUAUUUUUGUCAUGAUGUUCUUGCACUGUUCUAAAGGGUAUCACUUCCUCUAUUCCUCUAUAGCCAAUUCUGACUAUCUGAUAAGUUUCAGUCCCCUUUUAUAGAAUGAGUUUGGUAAAGGUUUCUGCCUUCCUGGUGAAUGAAAAAGAUGUUUACCUGGAUCCUGGCCUGACAUUCUAUUUAUUUUACCAAAAUGUGCUGAGCCUUUAUUCACUGUUAAAAUAGUGUCCAGUCACACUUUUUGUUAAUGUUUAAAGCCCUAGUCAUGUACACCUAUCCAGAAAUUUUUACAGUUACCCAUUUCUAAACAGUUGAACACUUACUGAGUUGUUCACCCUUACAUGAAAAAUAGAGUUAUAUAGAAGCGGUUCAUGUGUUCGCAUGCAGAUUUAUUGACACAUUUUCAUCAACAUAGUGUAAACAGAUCUCAAGAGAGUGGUGGCACCCUAGAGUAAACCAACAUAAGACUGAGUUACCAAGUCAGAGGCUGAGCAUAGCUUAAGAUAGCGGCAUAUUCAUUUAGGUGAUUCCUGGGAAUUGGGAGAUUUGUCCUAAGCAGGUGCAUUCAAAUGGAGCUGUCCAGAGCAAAUAUUAAGAAAACCUGUUCUAAACUGAACUAACAUUGUCAGCACAGGAGUAAUUUGUAAUGUGAUAUUUUACCCUUCUAUGAGAAGUUCCCACAUUACAAAUAUUCCAUUAUCAUAUAUAUAUAACUGCUUUAUGAGUCUACACAUUGUAUGCAAUUAGUUAUUUUUUAUUUGCGUUGUACCUGCUGCUUAUUUUUGCCAGCGUUAAUAAUCUUUGGCUUUGUAAAAAGUUCAGGAAUAACUGCUGAAGCUUUUCCCUUCAUUUAUUUGCUUGUGCAUUGAUCUCACUCUUCUUCUACACUAUAAAUAUUUGUGUCACUAUAUAGUUAUCAAUAAAUAAGCAAAAUGCAGGAAAGAUGUGAGAGUGAAAAACAUAUUGUCAAAUCACAUUUACACACGUUAAUUUUAUGAUAGACAUUUUUUAAUUUGAUUGUCAUAUAUCUGAUUUUGCUUUUUUUAUUCUAGCUUGGUAAAAUAACAUUGUGUUGGUAGAGAUCCAUGGCUUUCAUUUGCUAGUAACAGGUUAUUGUUAAGACAGUAUUGAAAUUAACAUUUUACCAGUGACUAAUGUCUUUGUAGUUCUUUAGGUCUCUAUUUUGGAAAAAAGACAAGCAAAUAAAAUAAAAUGAGGAAAAUAAUUUUUUACAAACAUACUUUAGACAAGAAGGCAAACAGUCAGACUGUAACUUAAAUGGUGCUCUUGAUAAUUUGUUUUAAAGCUAUCCAAACAGUAUUUAUACCAGAUUUUGGGGUCUCGGAACAUCACAAUGAAUCCUAGGCGAAACAGGUAUAGAAUAGUUGUACACGUUGAACAAUUUCUACAGCAUGUUAGAUAAAAGACUUGUGCAAUGUAAUCUGUGUUGGAUCUUUGUUGUGUUAUAAGUAAAUGCAUAUAGCAGAAUGGAGAUGUUGCUAGUUAUAUUUCAACAAGCUAGAAGAGAAGUUGCAGUCCACUCUGACCUUCCAUGUGUUAUUAGUACUUCUGUAGAAUUUACUGAACAUGAAAAAGUGGAAACCAAAACUUGAGAAGUUAAUCUGUCUGGUGUUAUCACUCCAGGUAUUAAAUUACACUGGACCCAGCAACUAUAAUAUACCUUUUGUUAUAAAGUUAAUAUCGGUUAGUAUUAUCAAUGUCAUCUAUAGGUAUUUAACAGUUUUAGGUUAUUAUUUUUUGCACCAUUUUGUUAACAUAAUUUUAUUGCAGUAUCAGUGCCUUAAAUUGUAACUGUUGACCAAGAAGUUUAAUGUAUUGAAAAAGAAAAGGUCAUUUCAAAUGUUUUAAUGUAAGGCUUGAUGUUGCAGAACAAGAAAUGUUCUCCCAAACCAAAACGCAAAGGUCAUUGGCAGGUAAUUUACCUCCCAUUUACAGUCUUUUAUUUUUGUCAUGUAAAAUUGAUCUAUAAUGUAAUGUACUCUUGUGAAGGUUAUUACAAUUUUGAUUAGUCUUUUUGUUCAUCGGUUGUUUAUUACAUUAUUUGGGGUUUUUUUAGGUUCUUUGGGUAUACAUGCCAAUAAAGUUUCUUAAAAAACUUAUAACAAA